This is a messenger RNA of Manihot esculenta (cassava), 1755 nucleotides long. RefSeq names its product probable L-cysteine desulfhydrase, chloroplastic. The coding region runs from base 288 to 1673 and encodes 461 amino acids. The record is from RefSeq and is a predicted model, not a curated record. NCBI's taxonomy places the organism in Eukaryota, Viridiplantae, Streptophyta, Magnoliopsida, Malpighiales, Euphorbiaceae. The transcript has a single exon.
AACCGAAACUUGCCGGAAUUCCCAAAGAACCAUCAGCCGGACUUUUGGGUGCUUCCUUGUGGGAGAGUGACAUAAGACACUCGCAUAAAGGACACUGGCUCUUCCACCCAUUCUUGCCUUCUCAGCUUCCACAAUGGACGAUGAAUUUUAUAUACAUAUCAUGACUUAUUUAAAUUUCUUUUUUAAUUAAUUUCACACGUCCAAUCCACAUUAUUGCCUUCCUCCUCCUCCUCCACAACCCUCUUCCAUGCUCUUUCCUCUCUUCUCCGCCCCUAAUCACCACUCUCAUGGCCACUCACGAUCUCCAGAACCAUACCCUUAACGGCGACCACUGUGAUCACAACAUACCCAUCUCCAAAAGGCCCAAACUUUCUUCCCCUUCCACCACCAUCACCAACGCCACUAUCAUCUCAAACUCGCAAAUUCAAUCCGAAUUCUCCCAUCACGUCGCAUCCGUCGCCCGCAUCAACAACGGCAGCUUUGGCAGCUGUCCUCAAUCUGUCAUCUCCGCCCAGAAGCAGUGGCAGCUCCAAUUCCUCCGGCAGCCUGACCACUUUUACUUCAACCAGCUAAAGCCCGGUAUCCUCCACUCCCGGUCCAUCGUCAAAUCUUUAAUUAAUGCUGACCACAUCGACGAGGUCUCCCUCGUCGACAACGCCACGACCGCUGCCGCUAUAGUCUUGCAGAAAGCGGCGCGGUCUUUCUCCGAAGGCAGAUUCGAGAAAGGAGAUGUUGCUGUAAUGCUUCAUUAUGCCUACGGGUCAGUGAAAAAGUCCGUUGAAGCUUACGUCACCCGCGCUGGUGGACGUGUGAUCGAAGUUCAGUUGCCGUUUCCGGUGAAAUCUAAGGAGGAAAUUAUUACCGAAUUCCGGAAAGCCUUGGAGAGAGGAAGAGAUAAUAGGAAGAAAGUGAGGCUUGCAGUGAUUGACCAUGUGACUUCCAUGCCUAGUGUGGUGAUUCCUGUUAAAGAACUGGUUAAAAUUUGCAGAGAGGAAAAUGUAGACCAGGUGUUUGUUGAUGCAGCUCAUGGAAUUGGGUGUGUUGAUGUUGAUAUGAAAGAAAUUGGAGCUGAUUUCUAUACCAGUAAUUUGCACAAAUGGUUCUUUUGCCCCCCUUCUGUUGCCUUCCUGUAUUCAAGAAAAUCUAAUGAUAGAGAUGAUGAUGAUUUGCAUCACCCUGUAGUAUCCCACGAGUAUGGCAAUGGAUUGGCUGUAGAAAGUUCAUGGGUUGGAAACAGGGACUACACUGCUCAAUUAGUAGUUCCUUCAGUUUUGGAAUUCAUCGAUAGAUUUCCAGGUGGGAUUGAUGGAAUCAAGAAGAGGAACCAUGAGGCUGUGGUGGAGAUGGGGGAGAUGCUGGUCAAGGAAUGGGGGACUCAUCUUGGUUGCCCGCCGGAGAUGUGUGGGAGCAUGAUCAUGGUUGGAUUACCUAUUUGUUUGAGGAUUUGCAAUGAAUCAGAUGCUUUGAAGUUAAGAACUCAUUUGAGGAAUGAGUUUGGGGUUGAAGUCCCAAUCUAUUUUAGGGCUCCAAAGGAUGGAGAGGUUGAUCCUGUUACUGGGUAUGCUCGGAUUUCUCAUCAAGUCUACAACAAGGUUGAUGAUUACUACAAAUUGAGGGAUGCCAUUAACAAAAUUGUUAGUGAUGGUACCAUUUGUGAAUGUCUCCCUAAUUGAAGAAUUGUUAUGCCUUUGUUGCAAUCAUAUGAUGGUUUGUAGCUGUUUGAUCAUGAAUUUCAGUUUGUUUGUUUUCUUUUUC